This is a messenger RNA of Mus caroli (Ryukyu mouse), 962 nucleotides long. It is a transcript of the gene Tceal7, whose product is annotated as transcription elongation factor A like 7. NCBI's taxonomy places the organism in Eukaryota, Metazoa, Chordata, Mammalia, Rodentia, Muridae. The record is from RefSeq and is a predicted model, not a curated record.
CUCCUCUUUCUAGAGAUGCUCACCACCAGGUGCGCCGCGAAGCUUCUGCUUCUCAGACCUGCGAUCAACCCAGAAGGAUGGGUCCAGAAAUCUGUGUUCACAGAUACCAUCUGACAGGAAAACAAGCAAGAAACUAUCCUGCGUUUGUACAGGAAAAGACAAAAUCAUGCAAAAGUCCUGCAAUGAAAAAGAAGGAAAGCCCAAGUGCAGUGAGCCAAAGAGGGAGGAUGAACAUCCCCGUGGAGCAUUUGAAGGCCAGCGACUGGAAGGCAAUUUCAGACAGAGGCUGCUUCAGUCUCUUGAAGAAUUUAAAGAAGACAUAGACUAUAGGCAUUUUAAAGGUGAAGAAAUGACAGGAGAGGAAGAAGAGAUGGAAAGGUGUUUGGAAGAAAUAAGAAGUCUGAGAAAAAAAUUUAGGGCUCUGCAUUCUAACCGUACCCAUUCUCGGGACCAUCCCUUUUAAUGCAGUGGCCUCCGAAAUUAUUUUCUGUUAUUAAUGUUCCCAUUGCUUUCUGUUUUCACAAAUAUUUGCUAUCAUUUCACUUUUAUAACUCAGUUUCGGUUACAGCCAUGUAUAAGCCUCAUGCUGUCCAUAUCUUGCCUUUCAAUUUCACCUCACUGACUUAAUAAGAAAUUUUGUUUGUUUAUCUGAAAGGACAAUCAUUAUGUAUAUGCUGUAUGUGUUCACUUAUGUAUGAUACCAUGUCAAAGAGCUUAAUCUGUGUGAUUUGGAUUCUCUUUCUUACUUUCCACAAAAUGAAUAUAUUCAUAUCUGUAUUUGCACUAUUAAUUUUGUAUCACAAAAGGAAAACAAUUAGACAUGAAUGAAAUUGGUUUACCAAUCGCGUUAGGAAAGCAGUGAAGCAGCAAACUGUUAAUAACAGAAGUAUGAGAAAGACAUGUCAACUGUAACCUGCCUUUGGAUUUCUUAGCCAGAGGAAUAAAGUGACCAUUAUAAAAUG